AUGAAGACACUCACAGACCUCAUCAAGCCCAGUUCCCCAGACCAGUUUUCAACACUUCUUUAUCCAUCAACUACCACGAUGCCUCAAGCAAUGAAACUCAAUGGCAAGACCCCUGCCACUCCCCCGCUAUCCCAAACGCGUCCAUGUACCCCUAUCGAUGAAAGCCCCCAGCAUUGUGUUGCUCAGCCGCCCAUCACACAAGAAGAAUUGAAAGAUCUGCUAGAAGUCAUUCGCGAAGUCAGGGCAGCGAAAACACGCUCCUCCCUGGACCCAGGGAGCGAGCCAGCCGACCGAAAGCAAGCUAGCGAUGAAGACCAAAAUGAAGAUGAGAAAAGGGUUCGCGCUUCAAAGAUAGAUUACAAAACCGCCAAUGGAGUCUGGUACCAGAUUGGAAAUAGCUUCCUGUUCGGCAGUCAGAUAUCGCGCGUCGAGAUCCGAGUUCAAAAGCAUUAUGGAAGUCGAACCAGUUGGGACAAAGCCAUAUCAAAGUACAAAACUAUUGAAUUGAUUGAACCGGAUGAUACCAUUGAUGCACUGGAUGAAUAUGUGUUUGUUGUCUGCAAACAUAUCAAUUACAAGUUGAAAGAGUUGACAACAUACAUUGAUGUUAAAUCGGAGGUGCUGCGUGAUAUCCUGCCAGAGGUGCUACAAGAUGCCAAGAGAGUAAACUUAAUGAAAGAUAAGCUGUUGAUGACCAGUCCCAGUGGGAUUCACAUCAAGAAAUGUAUGAGACCAGAUCAAAUGAGAUCAAAUGUGAAAUUCAUAGUUCCAGCGGCCAGUCUAGUGACUGCAGACUUCAAACCCCAGAGUCUGAAGUAUCUUCUCUUGCUUGUCAGACAUAUCAAGAGUGUAUAUACUGCUACAAAACAGCAUCUUACAUCAUUGUUACAUAGACUGACCGUGUAA
Blastomyces gilchristii SLH14081 is the source of this 906-nucleotide messenger RNA. RefSeq lists its product as uncharacterized. Bases 1 to 906 code for a protein of 301 amino acids. The transcript is spliced from 5 exons. Lineage: Eukaryota; Fungi; Ascomycota; Eurotiomycetes; Onygenales; Ajellomycetaceae. The record is from RefSeq and is a predicted model, not a curated record.